Messenger RNA from Pyricularia oryzae 70-15, 4572 nucleotides. Its product is annotated as glycosyltransferase family 28 domain-containing protein. The record is from RefSeq and is a predicted model, not a curated record. The coding region runs from base 445 to 4227 and encodes 1260 amino acids. Gene Ontology annotation, molecular function: UDP-glycosyltransferase activity; hexosyltransferase activity. The transcript has 6 exons. Gene Ontology annotation, biological process: carbohydrate metabolic process. Lineage: Eukaryota; Fungi; Ascomycota; Sordariomycetes; Magnaporthales; Pyriculariaceae.
CAGGCAUCCAAUGUUUGGCAAAAGACCCUUGGAAUCAUGGGAUGAACAUAUCCCUCAUUUAUCUGCCUCAGUACAGAAAUUGUUAUCACCGCCCUCAUUAGCUUCACGUUGGAAACGACGACGGUGACGUUGUUCUAGUUGCGCAUUAAACCAGUCAUCGUGAGCACUGCCACAAAAGUGCGCGUCGCCAUUAAUAUCCAUUGGUCCGUGAUUGCUGUCGCCAAGGCCUCCCAACGACUCCCUCCCUUCGCGCAUAAAACCCACCAAGACCGGAUACGAUAAUUGCCUGAAAUUGGGUAUAAGGAUACUGCUAGCUUUCUCUCGGGUGCUGUUUUCUGUUUUGGCUCUGCCUGCGUUAGCAUGUGUCUUGGUUCAAUACGCUCUCGACUUGUCUACCCUACCAUCUAAUCAUCGGUUUUACGUUUACCAGGGAGUGCGCAGUUCAUGAUGGCUGGCCAAGAGGGUAAACAGUCGCUGCAGCUCCAGAGAGAUGGAGAUGCUUCUUCGGGCAAUGCGACGCGCCUGGUUGAUGUUGGUGACUCCGCAGCCACGGAUGCACCUCCGGCGUAUAGUGAACACCAUGAUCAGUUCCAACUGAGCCAGGCUGGGUUUGCUGCAGGCGCCGCUGUGACCGACGAUGGUCGUGUCAAUAUCAACAUCAACCAAACGAGCUCUAGGUUUACAGAUCUGCUCAUCCCUGCCUUGAGAACCCAGACUCUACCCCAGGAAAAGAUCACGGAUCUCCCACCAUCAUACAUCCCUCCAAGCUUGGGUGGCUUACCCGGCCAAGCCCCACCACCAAAGCUCAAUGUCGUCGUGCAGAUAGUCGGCUCUCGAGGCGACGUGCAGCCCUUCGUGGCUCUAGGAAAGGUCCUCAAGGAUACGUAUGGCCACCGCGUGCGCAUAGCCACGCACCCUACCUUCAAAGGCUUUGUCGAGGAGAACGGCCUUGAGUUCUUCAGCAUCGGCGGCGACCCGGCUGAGCUGAUGGCCUUCAUGGUCAAGCAUCCCGGACUGAUGGUGCCCUUUGAGGCCAUCAAGGACGGUGAAGUCAAAAAGCGCAGGAUGGGAAUCGAGGAAAUAUUGCUCGGCUGCUGGCGUUCUUGCAUAGAGACUGGAGACGGCUCCGGACCACCGCCGCAGAUGCAUAAACCCAACGAGCCCCUGGAUGAGAGGUUCUUCGUUGGGUCUCAGGGGCAUCAGCCGUUUGUUGCCGACGCCAUCAUUGCGAACCCUCCCAGCUUUGCACAUAUCCAUAUUGCUGAGAAGUUGGGAAUCCCUCUGCAUAUGAUGUUCACGAUGCCUUGGUCACCUACGAAAGCCUUCCCUCACCCUUUGGCCAACAUUCAGUCCAGCAAUGCCACCGAGGUCAUGACCAACUAUGUUUCCUACACUCUAGUUGAAAUGAUGACUUGGCAGGGACUCGGUGACGUGAUCAACAGGUUUCGUCUGAAAACUUUGGAUCUGGAACCCCUUUCUUUGAUAUGGGCGCCUGGGCUUCUUGCGAGGUUGAGAAUACCCACCACGUACUGCUGGUCGCCUGCGCUGAUUCCUAAGCCAAACGAUUGGAAUCCUGAAAUCUCCAUUUCUGGCUUCUACUUCCUUAACCUUGCGUCAUCUUACACGCCUGAGCCCGACCUGGCCGCCUUUUUGGCGGACGGGCCCCCUCCUGUUUACAUAGGGUUUGGAUCCAUCGUGGUGGACGACCCUAAUGCCUUGACAAAGAUGAUAUUCGAAGCUGUAACAAAGACUGGCGUCAGGGCUUUGGUUUCGAAAGGAUGGGGUGGCAUUGGAGCCGACUCCAUUGGCAUUCCUGAUGGCGUUUUUAUGCUGGGCAACUGUCCGCAUGACUGGCUCUUCCAACAUGUGUCAUGCGUAGUACACCAUGGUGGUGCUGGAACAACCGCGGCUGGCAUCAAGCUGGGGAAGCCAACCGUUGUGGUUCCCUUCUUUGGAGAUCAACCAUUCUGGGGCUCGAUGAUUGCGAGGGCUGGGGCUGGCCCUGAGCCAGUUCCUUACAAGAAGCUGGAUGCCGAAUCACUAGCUGCUGCUAUUCGCAAAGCGCUGGAGCCUGCGACACUGGCCAAAGCCAAAGAACUUGGUGAAAAGAUUCGAGAAGAGCAAGGCUGCGAUGUUGGUGGCAAGAGCUUCCACGAUUUUCUAGACACCGAUAGUCUAAGAUGUUCACUGGCGCCUAGUCGUGUCGCUGUAUGGAGGGUUCGUCGCUCUAAAGUCAAGCUUAGCGCAUUUGCCGCUGCUGUUCUCUUGGAGAAGAAUAUGCUCGAGCAGUCUGAUUUGAAGCUAUAUCGCGCCAAGGAGUACACCACUGAGGGUCAACCAUGGGAUCCCAUCUCAGCAGUUACAGCUGCACUUAUUGGUGACGUUGGCACAAUCGCAAUGACCAUUUCUGAUGUGCCUCGGGAGCUUUUCAAGAGCAGAAAAAAGGUACCCGGCACGCCUGGAACACCGUCUGCAGACGGCAAACCACAGACCGACACUGCUUCCAUUGCAACAUCUACAACAGCUGUUGCCAGUUCGGCAUCCACAAGCGCCGUCUCUAUUCCAAACCUCACCUUGAGUGGUCCGGAACAUGAGAAGAAAGGAAAUGCUUCCGAAGAGCAUAUCGGUGCCUCGGGUGCAAGGUCCCCUGGAUCGCCACAUUCCGCGACAGCAGCUCGAACCCCUGAAGUUCAGCACCAAAACAACUCUGGCCAGGAGGCCAACCGAACGAGGAGUCAGUCUCCAGGUGUGACGGUGCAGACAGCCAUCGAUACUGGCAAGGGCGUGGCGCGUAUUGUUGACGCCGGCUUCAAGACUCCGAUGAACUUCUGUCUUGGUCUAGCCCGUGGCUUCAGAAAUGCACCCAGACUCUACAAUGAUGACAGUGUCCGUGCACCCGAGAGAGUGACCGAUUUGGGCUCCGGGCUAAAAGUCGCUGGUAAGGAGUUCGGUCUUGGACUGUACGAUGGAAUCUCUGGCCUCAUCACUCAACCCCUGAAGGGAGCCCAGAAAGAAGGUAGUGUCGGCGCUAUCAAGGGUUUCGGCAAGGGAAUCGGUGGUAUCGUCCUCAAGCCGGCGGCAGCUUUCUGGUCGAUACCGGCUUACACAAUGCAGGGCGUCAACGCGGAGAUCCGUACGAUAUGGAGCAAGAGCUGGCAGAAUUACAUCGUCGCAUCCAGACUUGCGCAAGGUCGACAGGAUCUCGCAAAUUCGUCUUACCAAGAACGUGAAGAUAUAACUCUCCGCUGGUCUUGCAAGAAUGAGGAAUUGAAGGGAUACUUUCAACUCAAGCACAAGUCAAAAGAUUCACAGAACGGAGCUCGAUCCCCUUCGGCAAUAGGUUCGGCCUCCCCGGGUAUUGUUUCAAGCUCAUCGGUUCCCCCAGCUGCUGGACCUUCUAGCCUGGCAGAGCCGCCGAAGACAGGCUUCUGGCACACUCGUAAACUGUCAUUCGAGAAGCGGAAAGAGCUCCAUGCUCAAAGGGAAGCGUGGAAAAGGGGACAGGCCGGUGGAGGAGGCAGUGCUUCGACUGCUGCGCCGCCACAGGCUAACUUCGAAGACGAGGACCUGGAGCGCGCCAUUCGCGAGUCUGUAAAACAAACGUCCAAUGGAGAUCCCGAAGAAGAUGUCAGGAUCGAGCAGGCAAUUCGUCAGAGUGUUAGCGAGAUGCACAGGCUCGAGAACAACAGCGAGAAGGCCAGCCUAAAGUAUCCCGAGCCGGCGGUGACUGCAGUAGCCGCCCAGUCCUCGGACGACAUCAGCGACGAGCAGUACCAGGCUUUGAUUGAAGAAGCCGUAAGGCAGAGUCUACAAAGCCAUAACAGGGCAUGCAGCUCCCAUAACAACAGCAAGGCCGUUGAUGGCGGCGGCGACGAUGAUGAGCAGCUUCGACUUGCUAUCAAGCAGUCGAUGGAACACGGGCAAACUAUUUCCUACGGCGGAGGCGAAACGGACGAGGAUCUCAAGCGAGCUCUGUACGAGUCCGAAACCGCACAUCGGGAGCAACAGCGCCGGGACGCGGCUGCCCGGACCGAGGAAGAGGUGGUGUUGGAGUACAUCAAGAAACAGAGCCUCGCGGAAGGGGAAUAUGCGCGCAAGGGCAAAGGAGCAGCGGGUUCUCCUCCCGUGACUAGGGAGGAUGAGGAGCAUGAUGAGGAUUUGAAGAGGGCGUUGGAGGAAAGCCUGAAGAUGAGUUCGGGACGCCCGGGUGGUUCCUCUGGGCAGUAAGUGGAGGUGUACAGAUGAACAGGCAGCAUUUUGCCAACACAUGACUACAAAAUGGGUGGAAUAAAAGGAGAUAAUGAUGCGAUCAUGUUUAUUAUGUCAAUUAGCUCGAUAUAUGUCCAAGAUUUAUGUGAGGAUUGCGGUGGAGUGCUUUACAUUGGGCAGCGGGAGUAUGGGUGCCAAAAUAUGUCCUAUAUGAAGCGUUUGCUGCUUUUAAAUCUCUCAGCAUCUCCUCAUCGAGAGCCUCAAUACUGUGCGAGGCGUCAAUGUCAGUUUAAAAAUGACCAGGAUCAUAUCUCAACCUCGGCCUCCACUUCAUACGCAGCGUCCUCUUCCUCAUGUUCACCG